UGUUGGUAACUGUUGCAUUCAACGCUUCGCUUCGCUCUCCAACCGAAAAUAUAUUAGAUUGUAAAUUGUACACGACCAUCGAGCGCUCGUUGUUUCAUUCCCGUUUCAUUCGUACGUUCGUGCGUUCGGUUCGUUUGCUCGUUCGUUCGUUCGUUCGCUCGUUCGCUCGUUCGACUUCGGUUCGCUUGUGUUUUUUUCCGUCAAUCUUUUGCGCCCACACGCUGCUCGUGUGUGUUUUAUUGCCGGUCUAAAGCCGAACGUCAUCGUCAUCAAAUCCAUAACGUCAUUUCGGUUCUGAGCUGCGUCUGCUCCUGUGCGUGUGUAUCUUGUAGCUGUGCCUGCCACACUCUAACUGUAACUGCAACUGUAACUGUAACUGUAGCUGCAUCCGUAUCAGUGCAUCCCCCAUACCACCCCACCAUAGAUAGAACCGCAAGUCAGCCGGACUUGCGUCUUUCGCGUUGCUUUUCGGCGCGCAAAGUUCAAACAGCAGCUAUAUUAAACCCUAAAUAAAUAUAAUAAUAAUAAAAAAUAAUAAUAAUAAAAAUAUACUGUGCAAAUAUUUCACUUUUUGGGAGUCGAGGAAACCCGCUUCAAAUAUUUUUUGUCGUCAUCAAGUGUGUUGACAGUGCGCGCUAAAAGUAAACACACACACACACACUCACUCACACACACAUAUACAUAAAAUACAAGCACAAGCACAAGCACAUUCCUUGCACACACACACACACACACAGUGAAAUUUUUCAACGGCCGUAAAGUGUUCAGUGCUGCGCUCCCCCUCCUCAGCCCCCCUUAUUUCUCACUUCAACUAAAGCGACACAUUUUAUGCUUGAAAAGCCAAAGCACAACAGCAACAACAACAACAACAACAGCAGUGAGAAAAAUCACUAAGCUCUCUGCCAAGCAAAAAUAUAAAAAAAUAAUAAUAAAAAAAGCGCCUUUUGCCCUGUGGCAAAAGUAACAUAAAAUACUUAUUAAAGGUGCGCCACAUAUAAGGAUUAAAGGAGCAACAACCGCAAGCCAACAACAACAACAACAAUAACAACAACAAGUCUACAAAAUGUCACGGAUCGUUUUUGUAUUUCUAGCAGCCAUUUUAGCAGAUGCGCUCAGCUUUGGCCAGGUGAAUGUGGAACCGAACACAGCGCUCCUCAACGAGGGCGAUCGCACCGAGCUGCUCUGUCGCUAUGGUCGCGCCAUCAACUACUGCCGCAUCGAGAUACCCGGCGAACAGAAGGUCCUCAAUCUGUCGCCCGUGUGGAGCAAGACGCCAGGAUUCACCUAUUUUGGAGCGGGCUUAACUGCCGGCCAGUGCGGCGUCAUCAUUGAGCGCGUCAAGGCCAGCAAUAAUGGCCAGGUCAAGUGCAGCCUGGGCGUCGAGGGUGAGGAGCUUUCCGGCACCAUUGACCUCGUCGUGGCAUUGCGUCCACAGCAGCCGAUUAUUGAGCUGAUAUCGAAACCGAAUCGUGAUGGUUUCUUUGCGGAGGGAACGGAAUUCAAUGCCCGUUGCAUUGUGCGCAAUGGUCGCCCGCCAGCAAACAUCUCGUGGUACAUUGACAAUAUGCCCGCCAACAAGCGCACGAGUCCUUUGCAGAUCAUUGGCACGCCCACCACCGACAACGUCAAAUUGUCCACCUCAGUGCAGGAGAUCCAAUGGCAUCUGGUGCCCGAGGACAGCAAUCGCAAAUUAGUUUGCCGCUCGCAUCAUCAAACCGAUCGCGAAAGUGUGCCGCCCCAGGAAGCUGCUUACGUUAUCAAUGUGCGAUAUGCACCCGUACAUCUGCCUGAGGCAUCGGUCUAUGGUCUCUAUUUGGAGCACACUGCCAUUGUGAAUAUUUCAAUCCGUGCCAGCCCACAGCCGAAAAUUGAGUGGACCAUUGAUGGAUUGGUUAUACCGGAAGGCAGAACCGAUGGACGCUACUCGGCCUAUGAGGCACAAUACGUGGGCAACGAUGAGUACAAUGUGACCCUAGCGAUUGCCGGACUCACACUAGAGGACACAACCAAAACGUACAAUCUGCGGGCGACCAAUGAGCUGGGCACCACCGAUUAUCAAGUGCGCAUCAGUUCGUCUAGCAAGCCGCCGAGCAGCAACUUGGAUGUGGCCGCCAUUGUGGGUAUCGUUGUGGCUGUUGCCGUUAUCGUCCUGAUUGUGCUGCUCGUUCUGUUUGCGCGCGCCACCGGCAGAUGGUGCUUUGGUGGUAAAUCAAUCAAGACGCCCACAAAUGAAACCAGCGACAAGCAGCUCGAGUCCGGCGAGGCAGCGCAUCAUGGCCAAAAUGUGGCGUUACUCGAGACUCCCAAUGGCAUAACGCUUCUAGGCGCCAGCAAAGUGCGCGAGCCAAAUGGCAAUGGUAAUGGCCAUAACCACGAGCGAUUCUCUGUGGAGCGACGUGUGCAGGAUGAGGAUGAUUCAUUUGAUUAUGGCACGGAUCGUGAGAGUAGUGUUUAUAAUCCGACAACAAUGCCGCUGCGCAAUGCGCUAAUGGCCCAGGCGGGCGGACGCAAUUCACAGAUGCGUAACGAGGCACCGGAACAAGAAGAAACUGUUACUGAGAAUUCGGAUUUGCUGCAGCGUGGCAAUCAGUUGGGCAUACCCGAGUCGCGAUUCUCGCGUUGGCUGCCCAAGGAUCAGCGUGAGCUGCUCGAAAAACAGGCCAAUCUGCUAUCGGGACGCACUCAGACAGUCACACCAACUCCAGCAGCAGCAACAGCAACAGCAGCAGUAAAAGCAACUCCGCCAGCAGCGCCACCAAAACCGAACAAAAAUCGACAAAUAUCAACAACGCCCACAACACCAAGGAUUCCACAGGAAACGGAAAUCUAAAUGUGUGUCUAUGUGUGUCUGUCUGUCUGUCUGUGUGUGUGUGUGUCUGUGUGUGCGCAAGAUUACAUAUUCUUACACUGCGAAAUAUAGAAUAGACUUGCGACUAAAUCUAAAAA
Drosophila grimshawi is the source of this 2946-nucleotide messenger RNA. RefSeq names its product fasciclin-3 (gene Fas3). Lineage: Eukaryota; Metazoa; Arthropoda; Insecta; Diptera; Drosophilidae. Bases 1064 to 2830 code for a protein of 588 amino acids. The record is from RefSeq and is a predicted model, not a curated record. Gene Ontology annotation, cellular component: adherens junction. The transcript has 6 exons. Gene Ontology annotation, biological process: heterophilic cell-cell adhesion; homophilic cell-cell adhesion.